AUGAAGAGAGUAAGGGAUGAGGCUCCUCCAAAGAAAACGGUUGAAUUUGAAGAAGCUAUUAGUUUUGUGAACAAGAUAAAGAAACGAUUCCAAAGUGAUGAGCAUGUUUACAAAUCGUUCUUGAACAUUUCCAAUAUGUACCGCAAAGAGCAUAAGGACAUAGGUGAAAUUUAUAGUGAGGUUGCUACCCUGUUUAAGGAUCAUCGAGAUUUGCUUGAGGAGUUCACUAGAUUCUUACCAGAUAGUUUCGCAGCACCUUCUACACAGCAUGCUCCGGAUGCUCGAAAUUCAUUGCAGCGCUUUAGUGAGCGGAGUUCUAUGGCACCCAUGAUGCGGCAAAUGCAAGUAUAUCGACGAAAGAGGCUUCCUUCUCAUGAUCGUGAGCGUGAUCUGAGUGUUGAACACCCUGAGAUGGAUGAUGACAACACAAUGAUGAACAUGCACAAGAAGCGGAGGAAACGUGAGAGUAAGGAUAUGAGGAUUAAUCGUGAUCAGGAUGAGAGAGAACCUGAUCAUAUAAAUGCUCAACAAUUUCUUGAGAAAAAGAAAUCUGUCAAGAAAGCUGAAGGUUUUGGGUUGGCUUCAGACUUUUCUUCUAAGGAAGACAAGGAUACCUUAAAGAACAUGUAUAGUCAAGCAUUCAGUUUCUUUGAGAAAGUUAAGGAGAAGUUGAACAGUGCUGAUGACUACCAAGCUUUCUUGAAGUGCCUUCAUAAUUUUUUCGUCAGUGAAAUAAUAAAAAGGAAUGAAUUGCAAAAUUUGGUAACCGAUUUACUUGGAAAGCAUCUUGAUCUUAUGGUGGAAUUCAAUGAUUUCCUGGAGUGUUUGGAAAAUAUUGAUGGGUUCCUUGCUGGUGUCAUGAGUAAAAAGUCACUAAGAUCAUCAAAGUUGGAGGACAAAGACAAAGACAAAGAGCAGAAGCGUGAGAUGGAUGGAGCUAAAGAGAAGGAAAGAUACAGGGAGAAGGAGUACAUGGGAAAAUCCAUUCAAGAACUUGACCUCAGUGACUGUAAACGUUGCACUCCCAGCUACCGGCUUCUACCUGCUGAUUAUCCAAUUCCUACAGCUAGUCAGAGAUCUGAGCUUGGUGCUCAAGUAUUGAAUGAUCACUGGGUAUCUGUGAGUUCAGGAAGUGAGGAUUACUCUUCCGAACAUAUGUGCAGGAAUCAGUACGAAGAGAGCUUGUUCAGAUGUGAAGAUGACAGAUUUGAGCUGGACAUGUUAUUAGAGUCUGUGAGUUCUGCAGCUAAACGUGCAGAGGAAUUAUAUAAUAACAUGAAUGAAAAUAAGAUCAAUAUGGAGACUCUGAACCGUAUUGAAGAUUACUUUACU
This is a messenger RNA of Gastrolobium bilobum, 1332 nucleotides long. Its product is annotated as paired amphipathic helix protein Sin3-like 2. Lineage: Eukaryota; Viridiplantae; Streptophyta; Magnoliopsida; Fabales; Fabaceae. The record is from RefSeq and is a predicted model, not a curated record. Gene Ontology annotation, biological process: negative regulation of transcription by RNA polymerase II. Gene Ontology annotation, molecular function: transcription corepressor activity. Gene Ontology annotation, cellular component: histone deacetylase complex; chromatin. The transcript has 2 exons. The annotation marks the transcript as partial.